AUGACUAUGAAUGGAUAUUUCAGCAUGGAAUAAAAAUCACCAAAAUAUCACGUUCUUGAUCAUGUCAUUUAGAUUCAAAGAAGUUGUGUGAUAAACAUCUUAAAACAAGCAAGUGAUACGUCAACAUGAAGGGUGCUACGCCUGAGUUGCUUUCCCUGCUCCAAAGAAGACCAGCAAAUAUACGCAACAUCUGCAUUUUGGCACAUGUAGAUCAUGGUAAGACCACUCUUGCAGAUGCUCUUGUGGCCAGCAAUGGAAUCAUAUCUCAGAGAAUGGCAGGAAAGCUUCGUUACAUGGACAGUCGAGAGGAUGAACAGCUGCGGGGAAUCACAAUGAAAUCCAGCGCUAUUUCCUUGAUCUAUAAUCAAAAUAAGGAGGAGUACCUAGUGAACCUGAUUGACUCCCCGGGGCAUGUGGACUUCUCCAGUGAGGUGUCAACCGCAGUACGCCUGUGUGAGGGCGCCAUCGUUGUGGUAGAUGUGGUGGAGAGGGUGUGUCCUCAGACCCAUGCAGUUCUGCGGCAGGCUUUUCUGGAGAAUAUUAAACCUGUGCUGGUGCUGAACAAGAUAGACCGGCUGAUAGUGGAGCUCAAGAUGGAGCCGAUGGAGGCCUUCUAUCAUCUCCAGCAGAUCCUAGAGCAGGUGAACUUGGUAACAAAUGAACUGUUUACUGUGGAAGCCAUGGAGAAAUCUGCAGAGGAUGUUGUUGAUGAGAACGGCGACAUAUCACAGAUCAAUGAAUGGACCAACUUGGAGGAUGAAGAUAGCAGGAAUAUUUACUUCUCCCCAGAUCAGGGAAAUGUGAUAUUUGCCAGUGCCUAUGAUGGGUGGGGUUUUAGUAUAACAGACUUUGCUGUGUUGUAUGCCAGUAAGCUUGGGAUAAACCAGGAAAUGUUACAGAGAACAUUGUGGGGAGAUUUCUUCCUGAACACCAAAACCAAGAGAAUCAUGAAGGGAGCCCAGAGCAAAGCUAAGAAGCCACUGUUUGUUCAAUUUGUUCUAGAAAACUUAUGGUCGGUUUAUGACACCAUAUACAUUAGAAGAGAUAAGGAGAAAACAGAGAAGAUUGUUAGCUCCCUUGGUUUAAAGAUUCUCCCCCGAGACAUGCGGCACUCGGAUGGGCGUGUCCAGUUACAGGCCAUCUGUAGUCAAUGGUUACCAGUUUCAAAUGCUGUUCUUAGCGUAGUGGUCCGGAAGCUUCCCUCCCCCUUGUCUUUGUCUGAGGAGAGAGUGGAGAAACUGAUGUGUUCACAGAUGAGGAAGUUUGACUCGCUGCCACCAGAAACCCAGAAUCUCAAACAGUCUUUCCUCCAUUGUUCUGCUACAGAGGAUUCCCCUGUCAUUGUGUUUGUGUCCAAAAUGUUACCAGUGGACAAGAAAAUGUUGCCACAAAACAGACAGAGACCUCUGACCGAGGCUGAGAUUGCUUUGAGGAGACAGAAAGCCAAGGAGAGACUGGCAGAGAAAGCAGCAUCAAGAGCCCAGGGGGAGAGAACUGAGGCAACAACUCCACUGGAGGAGACCACAGAAGUUCCCCUCCCUGAAAAUGACACAGAAAAUAAGGAGGAGUCAGAUUUUGUGUUUGUUGCCUUUGCCAGAGUGUUCAGUGGAAUAGUAAGAAAAGGACAGAAACUGUAUGUUUUGGGACCCAAGCACGACCCAUCUCAGGUGUUGAAGAAACUCCAGAGUGGUGAAGAAAUCAAAGCGGUGAGCAGUAUUCAGGACUUGUCACAUGAUGAUCAUGUGACCAGUGUCAGCAUCAAAGAUCUUUUUGUGUUUAUGGGGAGGGAACUAGAGGAAAUGGAUUAUAUCCCUGCAGGGAAUAUACUAGGGAUUGGAGGUCUAGAGAACCACAUCCUGAAGUCAGCCACAGUAUCCAGCUCUCUGAUGUGUACUGCCUUCUGUGAUCUGUACUUUGACGCUGCCCCUAUAGUCAGAGUGGCCAUUGAACCCAGUCACACACGAGACAUGCAGAAACUUGUAGAGGGACUGAGACUGCUGAACCAGGCCGACCCUUGUGUACAUGUUCUGGUUCAGGAGACGGGUGAACACGUGAUCAUCACCGCGGGAGAGGUUCAUCUCCAGAGAUGUGUGGACGACCUCAAACAAAGGUAUGCCAAGAUAGACAUCAAUGUAUCCUCGCCCAUUGUCCCGUUUAGAGAGACCAUCGUACCUCCACCUAAAGUUGACAUGGUGAACGAAGCCAUCUCAGAGCAGCGUCAGGUCGCCAAGAAAGAUUCCGAGGACGAGGAGGUGAUAGAGCCAGGGUUAGUAGAGGUGUCCACCAUCAACGGGAGGUGUACCCUUAGGAUCAGGGCCGUCCCUCUCCCAGAGGACGUCACCAAACUCCUGGAGGAGAACCAGAGCCUGAUAAAGACCAUGGGGCAGAUCUCAAAGUCCCAGUGUAAGGGCAGGGAGGGUGUGGAGGAAAUACAGCAGACUGUGGUAGCAGCCAUCAACGAGUUCAAGACUCAGCUCACUAAGGCAUUCAAAGAUAGUGGAAAAAUGUGGAUAGGAGCUGAGAACCAGAUGUGGUCAUUUGGUCCAAAGAGAGUAGGACCGAACAUACUGCUCAAUCGUGUGAAUCAGUACGAUAGGCCCAAUGUGUGGAACUGUGUGGAAACUAAACAGCAGGAACUGAAGCUGAGACAGUAUGAUAACAGUAUAAUCAGUGGGUUUCAAAUAGCCACGCUAGCUGGACCCCUGUGUGAGGAGCCCCUAAGAGGGGUCUGCUUUAUUAUAGAGAAGUGGGAAUAUGUGAGGAGCAGUCACUCAAUAUCAUACGAUGAGGAAGUUCAAAAGGGGGAGGACUCUGCAUCAAAAUCCUGUAAUAAAACUGAAUCUGUGAGUCAAAAUGAAGCUGUGACUUCUGUCAAUGGGGGUGAAAGUGGGAAAGGGGAGGGCAGUGAGAGCGAGUCCUCAGACAGCGAGACUGAGCCUUUGGUUCAGCGACCACGGGAGGGGCACAGUCACAUGUCUGGUCAGCUGAUCUACUGUGUGAAGGAGGGCUGUCGUAAGGUAUUCCAGACCCAACCCCAGAGGCUAAUGGCAGCCAUGUACAAAUGUAACAUACAAUGCACGGCUGAGGUCUUAGGAAAACUUUGCGGUGUUCUGGGUAAGAGGUUUGGGAGAGUGAUAGAGGAUACAAUGAAAGAAGGAUCUCAGAUAUUUAACAUCAAGGCUGUGCUGCCGGUGGUCGAGAGCUUCGGGUUCGCCGAGGACGUGAGGAAGAAAACUAGUGGCCUGGCAAGUCCUCAGCUAGUGUUCAGUCACUGGGAGGUGAUUGAUGUUGACCCGUUUUGGGUCCCCACGACAGAGGAAGAAUACACUCAUUUUGGGGAGAAGGCAGACUCUGAUAACCGGGCGCGGCAGUACAUGAACCAAGUACGCAAACGGAAAGGACUCAAAGUAGAUGAGAAAAUAGUAGAGCAUGCUGAAAAGCAAAGAACACUCACGAAAAUGAAAUAACGUUGUUGUGUUUAGGAAAAUCUAUAAUGUCUGUUAUGUCUAUUUGAAUAAAUUAUUUGAUGAA
Messenger RNA from Magallana angulata, 3531 nucleotides. RefSeq names its product elongation factor-like GTPase 1. The record is from RefSeq and is a predicted model, not a curated record. Bases 126 to 3467 code for a protein of 1113 amino acids. Gene Ontology annotation, biological process: cytosolic ribosome assembly. Gene Ontology annotation, molecular function: GTP binding; GTPase activity; ribosome binding. NCBI's taxonomy places the organism in Eukaryota, Metazoa, Mollusca, Bivalvia, Ostreida, Ostreidae. The transcript has 21 exons. Gene Ontology annotation, cellular component: cytosol; ribonucleoprotein complex.